Molecule: messenger RNA, 3875 nt
Organism: Oncorhynchus nerka (sockeye salmon)
Lineage: Eukaryota; Metazoa; Chordata; Actinopteri; Salmoniformes; Salmonidae
Product: chemerin-like receptor 1
Exons: 2
Coding region: 2646-3647 (333 amino acids)
Biological process (GO): phospholipase C-activating G protein-coupled receptor signaling pathway; positive regulation of cytosolic calcium ion concentration; complement receptor mediated signaling pathway
Cellular component (GO): plasma membrane
Molecular function (GO): G protein-coupled receptor activity; complement receptor activity
Source: RefSeq, a predicted model, not a curated record
CAAUUGGUGGCUGACUAAAUACUUUUUUGCCCCACUGUAUAUGAUUUCACCUUCUUUUUUUUUACAUUGUCAUAAAGUACAAGUUUUCACAUCUCAAGAGGUUAAAUAAAACAAAAGGACUAUAGUACCUAAUAAGUGUACCAGUUUGAGCGGAUGGGUCCCUUUUGGGUAGUGUAACUUAGUGAUUUAAAAAAUGUUUUUUUUAACAUUCUGCCAUGUAGAGCACAUGUCCAACUUAAUAAAAACCAUGUUAUCCCAACUCGAGGAAAAAAGACUAAGUUCCAAAUAAAGUAACAGGGUUGACCAUCCCCUUGUGACAUGGGGAAUUGAAGUGUGUUGUGUGCAACAGGGAAUGAUAAUUGAAUGCAAUAUCCACACAUUUUGUUACGUUUUACGCUCGACCCGCUCACCUGCUUUUACACUAGGAUUUGACUAUAGAUGUUCAAUGUUUCUUUUGAAGAAAAAUAUUUCUAAAUCUGUAUUUCUAGUAAAAAAAGGCGUGAAGUUCGUCUACCAGGGUUCUUAAAAUGAGGGACAGACAAAUGAAUCAUUAAUCACAUGAAAUGAAUAAUCUUCAAAAAUGAAUUUGUCAAAACAACAAAAUAACUAGGGCUUUACAAUGAUGGUGAAAACUUGGAGAAAUGUUCAUUAAGUAGGGAAAAAAUCUUCCUAGAUUUUGACCAGUCUUUAUUCAUAUAAAACAUUGGAUUUAUUGAAUUAUCCAUGUGGUCUAUAUUAAAAGGCGCUUCAUUUAAUAUAACAGGCUUCAAUAUUGGUUCACAAUUUCUAUUUAAAAUAUUAAAGGGGUGUAAAAGGGACUCUUUUAGUGAAAUGGCUUACUGAUGUAAUCUGUUCUGCAUUACUGGGGCUGGGCUGUCCUGGAAUACAGGAUGUUCAUUUCCUAAAGAAUUUAUUGUUUAUUGAGUUUUUUUUUUUUGAAGGGGAUCAGUGAUUAACAUCGCUUGAAUACUGUUUGGGAAGCUGCACUUUUUUUCUACAGAAUAUUCUAAGUCUGUUGCCUACGGACCUGAGCCCUAGGACCAUGCCUCAGGACUACCGGGCAUGAUGACUCCUUGCUGUCCCCAGUCCACCUGGCCAUGCUGCUGCUCCAGUUUCAACUGUUUUGUCUGUGAUUAUUAUUAUUUGACCAUGCUGGUCAUUUAUGAACAUUUGAACAUCUUGGCCAUGUUCUGUUAUAAUCUCCACCCGGCACAGCCAGAAGAGGACUGGCCACCCCACAUAGCCUGGUUCCUCUCUAGGUGUCUUCCUACGUUUUGGCCUUUCUAGGGAAUUUUCCUAGCCACUGUGCUUCUACACCUGCAUUGCUUGCUGUUUGGGGUUUUAGGCUGGGUUUCUGUACAGCACUUUGAGCUGAUGUACGAAGGGCUAUACAAAUAAAUUUGAUUUGAUUUAAAGAAAAACUAACAGGUCUGUGAGAGCCGGAAUUCUUACUGGUUGGUAGGUGAUCAAAUACUUAUGUCAUGCAAUAAAUUGCAAAUUAAUUACUUAAUCAUACAAUGUGAUUUUCAGGAUUUUUGUUUUAGAUUCUGUCUCUCACAGUUGAAGUAUACAUGUGAUAAAAAUUACAGACCUCUACAUGUUUUGUAAGUAGGAAAACCUUUCCAAGCCAAACCGCUACACACAGCCUACAUCGUUGUCACCAUAUUAGCUCAUUUAGCGUCAGAGUGAGCAUAGCUAAUAGAACUAAUGCGUUAGUAAACCCGCUACAAUCAUGCAUUAACAUUAGUGUACAGUCAGUAGGCAGUUACAUCAAUAGGCCCGGUGGCAAUAAAUGAGUCAAAUCAAAAGCUUACCUUGACUUGGAAGAGUUCCAAUGUUGUGUUGUGUAGUCAUAGCCAGCUGCUUAACAUAGUAAGUGAAAAAAACUGUUCAACUAUUGGGGGCGGCAGGGUAGCCUAGUGGUUAGAGCGUUGGACUAGUAACUGAAAGGUUGCAAGUUCUAAUCCCCGAGCUGACAAGGUUAACAGGCAGUUAACCCACUGUUCCUAGGCAGUCAUUGAAAAUAAGAAUUUGUUCUUAACUGACUUGCCUAGUUAAAGGUCAAAUAAAAUAAAAUUGUCUUUCUUUCUCUUUGAAAUCAACUACUCAGCACAUUUUAUGCAGUGCUAGCUAGCUGUACCCCAUGCUUUCAGUACAGGAAUUAUCUGAUCAUUUUAUUGGGUGGACAACAUGUCAGUUGAUGCUGCAAGAGCUCUGAUAGGUUGGCGGACAUCCUCCGGAAGUUGUCAUAAUUACUGUGUAAGUCUAUGGAAGGGGGUGAGAACCAUGAGCCUCCUAGGUUUUGUAUUGAAGUCAACGUACCCAGAGGACGGAAGCUAGCUGUCCUCCAGCUACACCAUAGUGCUACCCUACAGAGUGCUGUUGAGGCUACUAUAGACCUUUGCAAAAUUGUGUGUUUUAAUCUAUUAUUUGGUGACGUGAUUAUAUUUAGUAUAGUUUUAUCAAAAAAUUAGAACUUUUUAAAUGUUUAAAAAUGUAUAUUUAUGAAAUUCACUGAGGAGGAUGGUCCUACUCUUCCUCCUAUGAGGAGCCUCCACUGAUAUAAAUGUCGUCAUUGAAUACAGGACCUGUUCUGACAGAAUCAUUGCAUUCCUUUUUUCUUAGGGUAAAAAACAACUGAAAUCAUGGUUCCCCCAAUCAACUCAUCUGACUAUGAUGACUACAAUGAUUCAGUGGUGAUACCAUCUCAGUCCCCAGUCAUCUAUGAGAUGUAUCAGAUGAGGACUGGCUUGAGAUUAAUGUAUGUGUCGGUCUACGCAGCCAACCUUCUACUGGGUCUACUGCUCAACGCUGCCGUCAUCUUCAUGAUUGUCUGGAAAUACAGGUCCAAGAAGAAACUGAGUCGACGGAUGUUGAUCAUUGGCUUGGCUGCCACCCACCUCAUCUUCUGCCUCUUCACUCCACUUUACUUGAUCACAGCCUGGAACUACUUCUCCUGGACAUUUGGGAAGGUUGUCUGCAAGUUGGGGUCCUUCGUGAUGUUUAUGAACAUGUUCUCUGCCUCAGUGAUGAUCACUUUCUGGAAUGUGCGCUGGUGUGUCCCCCGAUGUUUUGAACAUCACAUGUCCAGCAGCAUGGUUCUGCUGUCCUGGUUCAUUGGGGCCAUACUAAGCACCCCCUCUUUACUGUCCAGGGAGGUUCAGUAUACUGCCGAUGGAUACCUCUGCCUUGACAACUAUGAUUAUACUGAACAACGCCAGAUCUCUAAAAAGGGUAAGGAGAGAAUGAUGGCUGUGGUGAGCUGUCGCUUAAUUUUCGGGCUGCUGCUCCCUUUGGGUGUGACGUGUGUCAGCCGUUGCUGCAUUAACAGCAGGGGAAAUAACCAAGUGAAGUCAUUGGUUAUUCGACCUGUGACUAUUGCCCAUUUCCUAUGCUGGGCUCCUGUCCUCUGUCUAUCUAUGCCGCAAAUCACAAUGGGGAUAGACAACAAAUGGUUCAGAUACGUAUUGCCCACAGCCACUGCCCUGUCAGUCUUAAACAGCUGCAUCUAUCCUAUCAUCUGCAUCUGGCAAGGAAAUAAAGAACUUAAGCAUAACUUUCACUCACAGCCUGAGACAGAGGACGAAGGAGAGGAGGGCCAUGAGAUGACUUGCCUGGAUAGGGAGGACAAUGUCCUUGAACAGUAAUGGGAAUACAACAUACUUUUCCAGCUUGAAAUGUACUUGUAAAUGUCAUAUACAAUAUUUUGGUCUAUAAUUUUUAUGAAUUGUAUACUCACAGUAUGCACAGUAUAAUUACACAUUGUUCUAAAUCCCUCUUGAUCAAGGUAACAAAUGUCUUAUUUUUUUAACCUGUAUUUCUUUUCUUUUCAAAUGCUUAUUAAAUAAAGAUUUGAUGAAAUAUAUAACCAUUAA